GCAUUUCCAAGUGUUCAGUGCGUGAUCGACGCUCAGACCUGCAACUUGUGCCUCCGGAAAAAAAGAGGCAGACAGACAGCGCGAUAGUGCGAAAGUCGGGUGAUUAGAAAACAUUAUUGUAGUAAAACCAAACGAAACAAUAAAUUAUCAGCAGCAGCGGGCAGUGAUAAGCAUAGUUUCCACAAUCCCUUCAAUUUGCUCUUAUCACCAACUGAAAGUUGGCUUCUUCGACUAUAAAAAGAGAACUCUCUUAAUCAUGCAGCCAGUUCUGGAAGUGAGCAUAUACACUCUGCUAAGAAUGGCGUUCAUUUGGCAGCUGAUCUCGGCGGCAAUCUAUAUAGUGGGUUCCCUGACUAUCGCCGCAUUUCUGUACGACAACCUAAAGUCCUUGAUCAGUAUCAUCAAGGCUGUCCUGGAACCCUACUUCCAGCCGCAGUUGCCGAAGACUCUGGUCGAAAAAUUCGGCCAAUGGGCAGUUGUGACGGGUGCCACCGAUGGCAUUGGAAAGGAAUAUGCCAGGGAGCUGGCUCGUCAGGGUCUCAACCUGGUGCUCAUCUCGCGGACGAAGGAAAAGCUGAUUGCCGUCACCAAUGAGAUUGAGAGCCAGUACAAAGUGAAAACCAAGUGGAUUGCUGUGGAUUUUGCCAAGGGACGACAGGUUUACGAUCAGAUCGAAAAGGAACUGGCGGGAAUUGAUGUCGGCAUUUUGGUUAACAAUGUGGGCAUGAUGUACGAACAUCCCGAAAGCCUUGACCUUGUGUCGGAGGACCUGCUGUGGGAUCUCCUAACCGUCAAUAUGGGAUCGGUUACGAUGAUGACCCGAAAGGUCCUGCCGCAGAUGAUUGGCCGCGGAAAGGGAGCCAUUGUCAACCUGGGAUCCUCCUCGGAACUGCAACCCCUGCCAAAUAUGACUGUCUAUGCGGCAAGCAAAAAGUUCGUUACGUACUUUUCCAAAGCCCUGGAACUGGAGCUCGCCGAGCACAACAUCCAUGUGCAGUUGUUGAUGCCCAACUUUGUGGUAACCAAAAUGAACGCCUACGCCGAUCGGGUGAUGCAGGGCGGUCUGUUUUUCCCCAACGCCUAUACCUAUGCCCGCUCCGCCGUCUUUACACUGGGAAAAACGAGUGAGACGAACGGUUUCUGGUCUCACGGGAUACAGUAUGCCUUCAUGAAGUUGGCCCCCCUGCCGAUUCGCACAUACCUGGGACAUCAACUCUUCAAGCGCCUGAGAAUCGAGGCCCUCGAGCAAAAGCAAAAGAAACUGAAGCUUUUUUAACUUGUUAAGCUAGAUUAGGAGUCAUGUAAAUAUUUGGUUUGUAGUCGUAAGGCUUAAACUAUAUACUAGAAAAUAACUUUGUACAAAAGCCAUGAAAAAAUAAAAAGAUAAAAUAAAAGAUAAAA
Molecule: messenger RNA, 1401 nt
Organism: Drosophila rhopaloa
Lineage: Eukaryota; Metazoa; Arthropoda; Insecta; Diptera; Drosophilidae
Product: hydroxysteroid dehydrogenase-like protein 1
Exons: 5
Coding region: 257-1276 (339 amino acids)
Cellular component (GO): endoplasmic reticulum
Molecular function (GO): oxidoreductase activity
Source: RefSeq, a predicted model, not a curated record